This is a messenger RNA of Entamoeba invadens IP1, 1563 nucleotides long. RefSeq lists its product as hypothetical. The transcript has a single exon. The record is from RefSeq and is a predicted model, not a curated record. Bases 1 to 1563 code for a protein of 520 amino acids. Lineage: Eukaryota; Evosea; Mastigamoebida; Endamoebidae.
AUGUCCACCACCGACCCAUAUUCCUAUUUAGAAAACAAUAUGCCCGACUUGACUGACUGUUUUUCGAAAUUAAAAGUUAUAAUGAGCACUCACCUCUCAUCGCCAAAGCUCUUUUUUCCUGAUGACAUCGACACCAUUCAACUCGAAGAAUCAAUUCAGAGACUCCAUGACCUUCUUCAAAUAGAAAAAAUAGCCGAGACCAAUUGCCUCACCUUUUCAAAGUCAAUUAAAAGAACACUAGCUACCUUCUCUGAUCUGUUACACGUAUUUCUCUCUGCAGAAGAACAAUGUGAAAAAGAUGGUGAAUGGAUCAUCACUUUCAGAAAUGAAGUCAUUCACAAAAUUAUUGAAAAGGAGCGGACAAGGUAUGACAAAGAGGUGGAAACAAACGCUUUUCGAAAGGCGCGCCUCAAAGAAGAGUUUGACCAAAAGGAGUUGGAAUUGGCUGCAAUGAUGACUUCGCCUUCUUCUUUAUUUUCACGAAGAAAUUCGUGUGUUCGAGGCGCUUCACUUUUUGAUGAAAAAAUUUCGGAAAUUGCAACUUCGGAGAUUGAAAAGUCCACAACAAAUGAGACCAAAAAAAGUGAAAAAACUCCACACAAAACGACGAAAAUUAACAGCGAACUUUUGAAUGAAAAACAAAUUAAAAAAGUCGACGAAGAAAGUUUUAAUUUGAACGAAAUUGAUGAGCCCACCCCCUGUUCAAUUAACACUAAAACUCCUCAAACGGAAAAGACUGAAUUUAUCGACUUCACAAAUUUAGUCGACAGAAACUCAAAAUCAGAAAACACACAAAGAAAGCCACCAAAGGCAACUUCGAAGUCUUUUAAAACUUCAAGUCCUUCACAAACCGACAACUCAAGUAAAUCAAAAACAAAGACAAACUUGAGUUCUUCAGAAGAUUCAUCUGAGACGGAGGACACGUUAACUGAGACUUCAAAUAAGAACGACAAUGAACCUUUCUAUUCAGUCAAAUACGUUGAGGACAUUGACAAUAGUGAUAUUAGGAAUUGUGGGAAGGUUGAAAGUCGUGAGAUCUUGAGUGCCUCAGAGAAGACACUCAUCUCCAACUGGAGUGGAUUUUCUGUUGGGGAGUGUCUAUUUUCAUUAGAAGCGUCAUUCAAAUUCAGCGAGCGCAAAGCGCUAUUAAAUACAUUGAAGCUAUGUGGGCAAUUUGUUCUUUUGAUUUCAUCAGGGGACUUUCUCUUUGGUGCUGUUGUUACCAAACAAGUCGACAAAGAGGACGUCUAUGUCUCCGACGAAAAGUGCUUUGUCUUCAAUUUGAGAGAGAAAAAUUCAGACGAAAAAGGAAAGAAAUUUAACAUCACCAAAUCUGGUGAGAAGUUCGCCUUCAGGUUAAGUCCAGUUCGCAGCUCCAGAAUCCUCGACGUCGGGAUCGGUGACAUUAAAUUGUUCAAAAGAGUUAAAGAUGGCCAGAUCAUCUGCAAAUGUGGCAAAAACUUGUUCGACUAUGGCAAGUCCCGACUCUCCGUGACGGGAAAAGACAAACGAGAGAAAUACGAAGUCAAUAAGUUCCAGUUUUAUAAACUCGAAAAACAGUGA